Molecule: messenger RNA, 3535 nt
Organism: Porites evermanni
Lineage: Eukaryota; Metazoa; Cnidaria; Anthozoa; Scleractinia; Poritidae
Source: the annotation of a GenBank genome assembly
AUGCCGAUAAGCUCUGGUAAGGUAAUUUGCGUGUCACUGGCGCAUAUUAUUUUUGGAACCCUGAUGACCGUCUGUGGCAUUCUCCAAGUUAUUCUUCAGCUGAAAUUCUUGUGGUUGGACUCUUUCUACACUGGUAUCUGGGUCGGAAUAUGGGUAAGUAAUAUUGACCAAUAUUAUAGUACUGUAUCUAGAUGCAGAAACUGUAAGAUCCCGUCUUUACAAACUCAUCAAUAAAUUCGUGAUUAGAAAACAAAGCCAACCCACACAUAAGGGAAGAAUGUUCUCUCUAUGUUACAAAAUUUUGCCAAGAACUGGCCGCCUGAUUUAGCGAAAAAUAACACAGCGAAAAAAAAAUUAAGAACGGAACGAAUCCAAAAAACUGGAGGAUAUUACAAUGAAUUUUAAAACUUUUUUGCCCCUGCAACGGCUUUUGAGUCAUCUCUGUUUCUUGCAACUUUACAAGCAUAACAAAUCUGUCUGUCGUGAAAAUGUGACUUUGUCUAUUUAUUUUUAGGUUAUUUUUUCCCCACCCAGGCGUUUUCAGUUGCUAGUAAUAACCACAUAACUAUCCAAUUUAAACUUUAAACUUCUACAUAAGAUGGUAGCACAGUAUUUUCUAUGUGAUUGAGGGAUCCAGAAACCUCCAAGUCGAACCUAAAUAUAAUAAAACUUGGCUUUUGGCCCAUUUUCGGCGUUUGGAUAUCGGAUGAAAAAGUGUCUCACAAAUUAAAGCACCCUUUUGCAUAGCGUGUUAUAACAUCAGAAAUCGUCAAAAAAUCGAGGUGGGGUUUGGGUGGUAGACUUUAACUAUAGUAGCAGUACGAUCUCUUUCUUUUAAAAACGAAUAAGUGCUACACAAUAGAGAAGAAAAAGUAACAUGAUAUGCGGAAGUACGGCAGACAUGUCCAUGUUUAAAUUGUUUAUAAAACGUCACAUUUGGAGUUGACCAUUGCGUUUGAAAUCGAAAGAACAAAGCACAUCCAGCUUCAAUGCUGCACAACUUGUUCCGUGCAUAUUGCGAAUGAUUUACAAUUACUGUCGCCAGUUUCAUGUAACUUAUGGCAAAAGUCUCAACAAACCGUGGUCCUGCAAAUAUAGAUGGCAGAAAUAACGAAAAGACUUACAUGCUUUUAUGACUUUUCUGUGCAUGAUUGCACUCAAGAAAAAAAAAACCAAUCUCCUUAUCUUCCAUCGUUUGACAAUUCAAAUGACUGUCUCGGUCCAGAAAGAUUAUUGAGAUCCAUAAAUGUUGCUACCAUGGUAACGUGACGUCACAUGCAUUUAGUUGCGCACUGACGAAAUGUGGGGUGAAUUGAUUGUUGCCUUUAUCAUGACAUUUAUCAAUCCAUGACGAAUGUAAAGUGUGUGGUUGACGGUUUCGGCUUCCCUUUUUCAAGCUUUAUCAUGACAUUUUUGUUGUGCAAAUGCUGUCAAUUCAGCUGGUGUGUUGAACAAAUAAGUUUUGGAGAGUUUUCUUCGUUAUUUUGGUUUGUGGAUCUUUGUGAUCAAUAUGGAUGUAAUUAUCUUAAAUAAGAGACUUUGACUUCAUAAUCGCUAAGAGACAAUCGGAUAGAGGAAACAAUGGAUUAUUCAGAGAUUGAAAUAUUUCUUCUCGGGUUGCGACAUUGAUAUCCUUACGUUGUCUAUUGUUGCUGAUUUUUUUUGCAGAUGAGCUUCACAGGAAUUCUAGGUGUCAUUGCCAGUUUCAAAAUUAAAUUCUUUGUAAGUAUCAAAUAGGCUAGAGAAACUUAACAACCCCAAAAUAGCAUUAACUAAGAUACUUUGGAAAGAUAUUCAUGAUCAACUGGCAAAGUCAAUGUUGUACAAUAUGUAGUGAUAGUUCACCCAAUGUAAAGGAAUCCAAGAGAUAGUCUUGGAUUCUGGACUUAACGUCGUGGAUUCCAAUCGUAAGUGGGAUUCCGGAUUCCUUGAGCUGUAUUCCGAAUUCCAAAGCCCAAGAUUCCGGAUUCCUCGGACUCCGGAUUCCGGAGUCCAUCGCAUGAGGCCAGAUAGUAAACUUUGACCUUUUCUUAUUACGGCUUAGUUCAGUGGGCUUAGUUUGUCGUUUGUCUCACCCUGGUAACUUUGAAAUAAUUAUUAGUGGUGCCUGUCUGUCAGUAAUUGCGCAACCAUUACGUAAUUUCUGUGGUCUAUACCUUUAUAGACCAUAGCUCUCGACCAAUCAGCGCGCAAAAAAUCGUUCAUUUUCUGUAAAAAUGUUAGUGAACUACUAUCCUGCUUAUUCACGUUAGAAGUUGUUCCCGCCUCAGCGGUCCGAUAUGGUACCGAUGGGCUCAGUUUUGUUGCAUUUAUGAUUUAAAGCUGCUAUCUUGAUGAUCUUUUCCACCACCUCCGGUUUUCCAUAACCACUGCCCAAUUUCUAUGGUCUAUUACAUUACAGAAUAUCGCUCUCCACCAAUCAGCGCGCAAAGAUUGCCCAGUUAUUGUAAAAUUAUUGACUUUUUAUGUGGGGAAAUGUUUCCAGCUCAGAGCUCCGCUAUGAAACCAAUGUGCUAUCUUAUUUACUUUCAGGUUGCUCUCUUUACGUUUUUUUCCAUCAUCUCCAGUUUGCUGGGUUUAGCAAGCGUUAGCUACUACGCCAACACUGGUGCAGCUUCUUGGGAUGUUUAUUGGAGUUCCCUUUAUUACCUCAUCAUCUCUUCAGCUACAUGUCUCUUCGCCAUAGUUCAGGUUAUCAUAGGAGUCGUUGCAGGCAUUUAUAGUUGUCUGACCUGUGGUGGCGACACUCAGUCAGAACAGGUAGGACCUGACGGGGUGAUGUCAUGGCUAGCAUUGCGAGUUCUAAUUUUUUUUUUUUUUUUAUCAAAGCCGAGUUGAAAUUCUAACUAACCUGAGAGGGCGCUUCGUGUUCCGCACUUUUGUCGCGAACACAGGCGAGCGGGAAACGUGAGUGACUGGUGAAGAAGCGCAAGGGACCAAGGGAAGAAGCGAGAAAGAAGUUAAGAGGGGAAAGAGUCUCUCCCGUUUUCUCCUUCCCGCCUUCCUUUGCGCGCAAAUUAACAUCGAUAGAAAGACGUCUGGGAACGAUCCAGCUAAGUAAACUUUUCUAAACUUAAAAGUCUGAGGUAAAGAUAUCAAACGACUCUUUCAUAAGGGAAAACAAAGCAAUGAUUGGCUUCUGGUCAUUUUUCGACAACACAGGUGUUUGACUUGGAAUAGUUUGCCCAAUUUUUGUAGGUGUCCCAAACCAGUCAUGCAGGAGUGGAACUCUUUUCUUAUGUAAACGCUUUCCUUUGUUCCAAUAAAUUUGCAUUAUAGGUGCUAGACAAGUGAAAGAAAACGCUCUAUAGAAUAUAACCACUAGACAGAGUAACAAAUAGUAACAAUAAUUAAUUUAAAAUAACUUAAUUAAUUGUUGCCUAACUAUUGAAUCUUACACUUAUUUUGCAUUUCACGAAUGCAGGCAUCGGUGGUUUCCUCAAACAAGGUUGUGCCGAUAAAUAAUGCAGGGCCAGUUAGUGAUGAUGGCAGAAUGUCAGCACAGGACGACCAGCUACCGAUGGUUCAGGUGUAA